UUGAUGACAUGAUCUCCAUCUUUCAUCCCAAGGCCUAUGCGUCUACAGUCAGUAUGACCAUAGGCCUAUACCUAGUACCAAGACAGUGACCGCUGGACAACCGUGCCGACAUUCCCAAAUCAAGGAUAAGAGACCAUUCAUAAUGACAGGAACAGUGUCCGCCAACCCCAACUUCGAUGUCCAAGAGGCAUGCGAACAACUCGAAAAGGCCAUGAAGGGCGCCGGAACGGACGAGGCCAGACUCAGCACGGUCCUCGCCAGACACAGCAACGCUCAGCUCCAGGAGAUCAAGAGCAAAUACCAGACUAUGUAUGGAAAGAUCCUUGAGGAUGAACUCAAAAGUGAGUUGACCGGUAAAUACGAGACGCUAGCGCGAGCCCUCAUCAAAGAACGCCAGGCGUACGAGGCGGAGAUCGUCCACAAGGCUGUGUCCGGCGCCGGGACAGACGAGAGAGACCUCAUAGACCUCAUCUGCUCAAAGAACAAUGAGGAGAUCACGGCUCUCAAGGAGCAAUACAAAAUACAUUACCACAAGGACCUUGUGAAGGAUGUAGCUGGUGAUACGAGCGGUUACUUCAAGCGGGUCCUGGUGGCCAUGUUGGGUGGAAGCAGGGACGCAGAGUCCGAGCCCGUCAGCAACGCUAAGGUACAGGAGGACGUGGAGAAUUUCAUCAAGGCCGGAGUUGGUGUCGGUACAGACGAGAGUGUGUUUAACGAGAUCCUCUGCGCACGGAGCCACGCCCAUCUGAGGGUGUUCUUCAAGGCUUUCGAGGCCCAGAAGGGGAAGCAUAUCAUUGAGGAGAUCAAGGGAGAGACCAGCGGAGACUACGAGGACUCCCUACUCGCUGUCGUAAAGACAAUCGAAAACAAGAAUGCGUACUUUGCAGAGCGUCUUUUGAAGUCGAUGAAAGGUGUAGGAACUGAUGAUGAGAAUCUCAUUCGGUUGGUUGUCUGCCGAUGUGAGAUCGAUCUCGCCGACAUCAUCGACGAAUUCAAUAGGAACUAUGGUGACGGCCAGAGUUUCAGCGAGUGGGUGGAAGGAGACACUAGUGGGGAUUAUGGUGACCUACUCCUCGCUGUUGUAUCAGAGUGA
This is a messenger RNA of Lineus longissimus, 1093 nucleotides long. RefSeq names its product annexin-B12-like. The record is from RefSeq and is a predicted model, not a curated record. NCBI's taxonomy places the organism in Eukaryota, Metazoa, Nemertea, Pilidiophora, Heteronemertea, Lineidae. The transcript is spliced from 8 exons. Bases 143 to 1093 code for a protein of 316 amino acids. Gene Ontology annotation, molecular function: calcium ion binding; calcium-dependent phospholipid binding. Gene Ontology annotation, cellular component: cytoplasm.